AUGAUCCUCCUCUCUCUUCUUCUUCACCUUCUUCUUCAUCUCAUAAAUUCUUCUCCUUCUCUCGCUCUCUCUCCCGAUGGUCUCGCCUUACUCUCUCUCAAAUCCGCCGUCGAGCAAUCCUCCACCGCCUCUUCCUCCUCCGCUUUCUCCGACUGGAACGAGAACGAUUCCGAUCCUUGCCGCUGGUCCGGCGUCUCUUGUAUGAACACCUCCGACUCCUCCACUCCCCGCGUCGUCGGAAUCUCACUCGCCGUAAAGCAACUCCGCGGUUACAUCCCGUCGGAGCUAGGCUCGCUCGUCUACCUCCGCCGUCUCAACCUCCACGACAACGAGCUCUCAGGUUCGAUCCCGACUCAGCUCUUCAACGCGACGUCGCUUCACAGUCUCUACCUAUACCGAAACAAUCUCUCCGGCACUCUGCCGCCGUCGAUCUGUACCCUCCCGAGGCUCCAGAACCUCGAUUUGUCCGGAAAUUCGCUCUCCGGAGCUCUCUCUCCGGAUCUCAACAACUGUAAACAGCUCCAGCGACUGAUCCUCGCCGCUAACAAAUUCUCCGGCGAGAUUCCGGGAGAAAUCUGGCCGGAGCUGGAGAAUCUAGCUCAGCUCGAUCUCUCUUCAAACGAAUUCACCGGCUCGAUCCCUAGAGAUCUCGGCGAGCUCAAAUCCCUCUCCGGUACUCUCAAUCUCUCCUUCAACCACUUAACCGGCGAAAUCCCUAAAUCCCUCGGAAAUUUACCGGUCACCGUCUCUCUCGAUCUCAGAAACAACAAUCUAACCGGGGAAAUCCCUCAAACCGGGUCCUUCUCGAACCAGGGACCAACCGCAUUCCUCAACAACCCGAAACUCUGCGGAUUCCCUCUCCAGAAAUCCUGCAAAGACGCCGACCAAAACUCGCCGGAAAAUAAAAAACCGCCGGGGAAACGCAUGGAUUCCGCUAAAGGGCUAAGCACGGGGCUAAUCGUGCUGAUCUCCGUCGCGGACGCCGCGAGUGUAGCCCUAAUCGGGCUCGUGAUAGUUUACUUGUACUGGAAGAAAAAAGACGCAGACGGAGGAUGUAGCUGCACGGGGAACGAGAAACUCGGUGGUGGUGGUGGUUCGGAGAAAGGCAAAUCCUGCUGCUGCGUUUCUGGAUUCCCGAAAGAAGACGACUCGGAAGGUGAAGAUGGUAACGGGAGAGGAGAGGGGAAAGGAGAAGGAGAGCUUGUAGCGAUCGAUAAAGGCUUCUCGUUCGAGCUAGACGAGCUUCUGAGAGCUUCUGCCUAUGUUUUGGGGAAGAGUGGGUUGGGGAUAGUUUACAAAGUCGUGCUCGGAAAUGGAGUUCCGGUGGCUGUACGGCGACUUGGGGAAGGAGGAGAACAGAGGUAUAAGGAGUUUGUGGCUGAGGUUCAAGCGAUGGGGAAGGUGAAACAUCCUAAUGUGGUGAAGCUAAGAGCUUAUUAUUGGGCUCCUGAUGAGAAGCUGUUGAUCAGUGACUUCGUCAAUAAUGGUAGCUUAGCUGAUGCUCUCCGAGGAAGGAAUGGUCAACCAUCACCGAGCCUAACAUGGUCAACGAGAUUAAAGAUCGCAAAAGGAGCGGCACGUGGACUAGCGUAUCUACACGAGUGUAGUCCAAGAAAGUUAGUACACGGCGAUGUGAAACCAUCCAACAUCCUUGUCGACUCUUCCUUCACUCCUUACAUCUCCGACUUCGGUCUCACACGUCUCAUCACCAUCACCGCGGCUUCCUCCUCUUCCAACGAACCAUCCUCCUCCUCUGUUGCCGGAGGCGGUUUCUUAGGCGGGGUUCUCCCUUACGCUUCCGUUAAACCCUCCGAUAGAUCUAGCGGAUACAAAGCUCCCGAGGCUCGUCUCCCUGGAAGCAGACCCACUCAGAAAUGGGACGUGUACUCGUUUGGUGUCGUGCUCAUGGAGCUUCUUACCGGGAAAUCGCCGGAUUCGUCUCCGAUUAGCUCGUCCUCGUCGUCAACGGUGGUUGUUGAGGUGCCGGAUUUGGUGAGGUGGGUGAGGAAAGGGUUUGAGGAAGAGACUCCGUUGUCGGACAUGGUUGAUCCGAUGUUGCUUCAAGAAGUUCAGGCUAAGCAACAAGUCUUGUCUGUUUUUCAUCUCGCUCUUGCUUGUACUGAAGGUGACCCUGAAGUUCGUCCACGUAUGAAGAAUGUCUCCGAGAACAUUGACAAAAUCUGA
Molecule: messenger RNA, 2184 nt
Organism: Microthlaspi erraticum
Lineage: Eukaryota; Viridiplantae; Streptophyta; Magnoliopsida; Brassicales; Brassicaceae
Source: the annotation of a GenBank genome assembly